AUGGUGGGAUUUCAAAGAGUAUUAGCUGAGAUGAGAGCAUUAUCAAAUGAAGGUACUGAUGAUUUUCUGAAAAUUGAUCCCACUAAGUUCUGUAGAGCCUUUAUCACUGAGAUUCCAAAGUCUGAUGCUGUAGACAACAACAUAUGUGAGUGCUUUAAUAGCUAUAUAUUGCAUGCUAGGGGUAAACCGAUAAUAGACAUGUUGGAAGACAUUAGGACUGCCAUUAUGCAGAGAAUGGCAGAGAAGAGAGAUCUCUUUGUGUGUUCUACUGACGCAUUGUGCCCUAGGAUAAGGCUGAUAGUGGAGGAGAACAAAGAGAGGUCUAGGUCUUGUUUGCCCACGCAUGCUGGAGAUUGGAAAUUCCAAGUUAAGGAAUUUGGGAAUACAUAUGUUGUUGAUUUACCUGCCAAGACAUGUAGUUGUAGGAAAUGGAACAUAACAGACAUUUCAUGCCCCCAUGCUGUGAGUUGUAUUCGUUAUGUGAGGAAAGAUAUUGAUGACUAUGUGAGUGAGUGGCUUAAAAGAGAUGUGCAUUCGUUGGCCUAUAAACAUCUCAUGCUACCAUUAAAUGGUAAGAACUUGUGGGAAAUGCCUCAAGGUGAUCCUAUAUUCCCUCCCAUGGUGAAGAAACAACUUGGAAGACCAAAGAAAAAUAGGAAGAAGCACAUCGGUGAACAAGAACCUGAGGGAGAUCAAGUUUCAAGGAAAGGACAGGAGAUGAGGUGCAGUAUCUGUCAUGAAUAUGGCCAUAACAGGAGGACCUGCAAGAAAAAUAACAACCAACCCACUGAUGGAAAAAGUUGUGAGGUUAGACAAGUGGAUGAGAGCCAGCAAGUGGAAAUGCAAAGUCAUGUGAAUGAGGUCUCUGUCAGCCAGCAAGUUCAAAUGCAAAGGCAAGUGGAAGUGCAACACCCUCAUGCACCAGCAUCUACAAGCCACCAAUCAAUUACUAGAGAGGUGCAAGAAUCUGGAACUUCAACACGUGCACAGGACAUCAGACCAAAAUUACAGAUUUGGAGGAAAGAAAGAGGAGAGUCAAGCUCCAAGAAAAAAAGGUCUGCCACAAAAGUGGAUCCAAGUGUGGAUGCUCUUAUACGCAGAGAAUUGUCCCUGGCUUUUAAAGGGAUUGGGGUCCUAACAGGAGAAAGUGGAAUGACAUACAUUCGUAAAUGA
Molecule: messenger RNA, 1173 nt
Organism: Punica granatum (pomegranate)
Lineage: Eukaryota; Viridiplantae; Streptophyta; Magnoliopsida; Myrtales; Lythraceae
Source: RefSeq, a predicted model, not a curated record